Molecule: messenger RNA, 3408 nt
Organism: Ophidiomyces ophidiicola
Lineage: Eukaryota; Fungi; Ascomycota; Eurotiomycetes; Onygenales; Onygenaceae
Gene: STE23
Product: metalloprotease
Exons: 2
Coding region: 1-3408 (1135 amino acids)
Biological process (GO): peptide catabolic process
Cellular component (GO): cytosol; mitochondrion
Molecular function (GO): metal ion binding; metalloendopeptidase activity
Source: RefSeq, a predicted model, not a curated record
AUGUCGCUGCAGGACUUAGAAGCCAUGACGCUCGUCGAACGCGUGGCCGACAAUGUCGAGAAGCCGGUCGUCGACGACCGGUCCUAUCGAGUUAUUAAGCUGGCCAACAAGCUCGAGGCACUGCUCGUUCACGACCCCAACACGGACAAAGCUAGUGCUUCUGUCAAUGUCAAUGUUGGCAAUUUUUCCGAUGCUGACGAUAUGCCGGGUAUGGCCCAUGCUGUCGAGCAUCUGCUGUUCAUGGGAACCGAAAAGUACCCUGGAGAAAAUGACUAUAAUCAGUACCUUGCAGCCCAUUCUGGUCAUUCGAAUGCCUACACGGCCGCCACCGAGACAAACUAUUACUUUGAGGUAGCUGCUACAGCUCACUCGCAUCCAGUGGAUGCCGAACCCGCCGUGGUACCGACUCCAUCGGAAACCCCCGCUCCUCUUGGCCCCCUGGUCGAUAGGAGAUCUAGCACAGUCGAGGAGAGCGCUUCCACCACCAACAGCCCUGAAUCUCCGCUCUUUGGUGCUUUGGACCGAUUUGCUCAGUUCUUCAUCUGCCCUCUUUUUCUUCCUUCAACUUUGGAGCGUGAACUCCGUGCUGUUGACUCGGAAAACAAAAAGAAUCUCCAAAGUGACCCUUGGAGGCUCUCGCAAUUGAACAAGUCUCUUUCCAAUCCCAACCAUCCUUACCACCAUUUCUCCACGGGUAAUUUGCAAACCCUUUUGGAAGAGCCCCAGAAACGUGGAUUGGAUGUACGGCAGGAAUUCAUUGAUUUCCAUACAAAACAUUAUUCGUCGAACCGCAUGAAACUCGUGGUGCUAGGAAGGGAGUCAUUGGAUCAACUAGAACGUUGGGUGAUUCACCUCUUUUCCGAUGUCAAGAAUAAAGAGCUUUCUCAAAACCGCUGGGAUGAUGUGCAGCCAUUCGCACCAGAUGAUAUGCGGAAAAUCAUCUAUGCCAAACCUGUUAUGGAUAUGCGAUCUCUGGACAUAUUUUUUGUCUACCAAGAUGAAGAGUUCAUGUACGAUUCUCAACCCAGCAGAUAUAUUAGCCAUUUGAUCGGACACGAGGGUCCAGGCAGUAUCCUUGCUCAUAUUAAAGCUAAGGGCUGGGCAACUGAGUUAUCCGCGGGCCCUAUUCCCGUUUGCCCAGGCUCUUCGUUCUUUAAUAUCUCCGUCCGCCUGACAGAGGACGGCCUGCAUCAUUACGAAGAUGUAGUCAAGGUUAUCUUUCAGUAUAUCUCUCUGGUUAAGGAAAACGCCCCGGAAGAGUGGAUUUUCGAGGAGAUGAAGAAUCUUUCUGAGGUUGACUUCCGAUUCAAACAGAAGUCGCCUGCUAGCCGAUUUACAAGCAGCCUUAGUAGCGUUAUGCAGAGGCCAUAUCCUCGAGAAUGGCUAAUUAGCAGUUCUUUGCUUCGAAAAUUUGAGCCUGAACUCAUCACAAAGGGGUUAACUUACCUCAAUGCAGACAACUUCAAUAUUGAGUUAAUAUCCCAGAAGUAUCCUGGUGAUUGGGAUCGAAAAGAAAAGUGGUACGGCACUGAAUACAAGGUUGAGCCGAUUUCUGAUAAUGUACUCUCUGAAAUCCGUUCAAUGCUUGAAUCGCCCUCUACAGGCAAUGUUUCUGAAUUACAUUUGCCUCACCGAAACGAAUUCGUGCCUACUAGAUUGGAUGUGGAGAAAAAGGAAGUGGAAAAGCCAACCCAAGUCCCCAGCCUGAUUCGAAAUGAUGACCGCGUCCGAACAUGGUUUAAAAAGGACGAUACGUUUUGGGUGCCCAAAGCUGCGGUGGAAAUCACAAUGCGAAACCCACUCGUAUACGCAACUCCAGGAAAUAAUGUUAAAACUAGACUUUAUUGUGAAUUGGUUAGAGAUGCUCUAACGGAAUAUUCCUACGAUGCAGAACUAGCUGGUUUGGAUUAUGACCUGACCCCAAGUGUUUUCGGCCUUGAUGUUUCAAUCGCUGGCUACAAUGAUAAAAUGUCCGUUCUCCUUGAAAAAGUUUUACACAGCAUGAGAGAUCUUGAAGUUCGACCUGAGCGUUUCAAGAUUAUUAAAGAGCGAUUGGCUAGAGGGUUCCGGAACGCUGAAUACCAAUUGCCGUACUAUCAAGUUGGAAGCUACACUCGACUUUUAACGGCGGAAAAAGCGUUCAUCAACCAGCAACUUGCAGAUGAACUGGAGCAUAUCGAAGCUGAAGACGUUGCCGCUUUCUUCCCUCAAAUCUUGCGCCAGAACCACGUCGAAGUUUUGGCUCACGGAAAUAUCUACAAGGAAGACGCACUUCAGCUUACAGACCUUGUCGAGUCUACGUUCAAGGCCCGUCCGUUGCCCCGCUCCCAAUGGCAUGUUCGACGAAACCUGAUCAUUCCACCUGGAAGCAAUUAUAUCUAUGAACAUACAUUAAAGGAUCCAGCCAAUGUGAACCAUUGCAUUGAAUAUUACCUCUUUGUCGGAGACUUAACCGAUCCCACGUUGCGUGCCAAAAUCCAGCUUUUUGCCCAAAUGGCUAGUGAGCCGGCUUUUGACCAACUUCGCACAAAGGAACAGUUAGGGUAUGUUGUUUGGAGUGGCUCUCGCUUCUCUGCCACUACUCUUGGCUACCGUGUGAUUAUUCAGAGUGAACGGGAUUGUGACUACCUUGAGACUCGUAUCGACGCUUUCCUAUCUAGAUUUGCCGCGACCCUCGAAAGCAUGACCGAUAGUGUGUUCGAAGCACAUAAGCGCAGUGUUAUCAACAAGAGACUUGAGAAACUCAAGAAUCUCUCUUCUGAGAUUGGUCGGUAUUGGGCCCAUAUAGGAUCUGAAUAUUACGACUUCUUGCAGCAUGAGACCGAUGCCGAAGCCGUCAAACCCCUCACAAAGGCCGACAUUAUUGAAUUCUAUCGGGAGUUUAUUGACCCUGAAUCUCAUUCACGAGCAAAGCUUGCUGUUCAUAUGAAAGCACAGGCAACGGCUGAGUCUGUUUCACCGGUACCACAGAAAGAUGCUGUUAUUGAGGGAAUCAACAAAUUUUUGAAAUCAGCUGGUAUUGACGUUGAAACCGAAAAAAUGAAACUGGCUUUUGAAAGCGUGACUAUUUCAAAAGAGAAUAUUGGCACUAUCACAGAGACUAUGAAAAGCUUCUUGACAACGGAGAUGGGUUUGGUCGAGGAGCAAGUUUUGUCUCUUAUUGAACGCGGUACCCAGGUCCUCGAGGGCUUAUUCUCCGGUGAUAACGCUAACGCAACCCUAACUAACGGUGAAGGUGACCCGAAGGCCGCUCCAGCUAAUGGUGUCAACGGCAUCAAUGGCGGAGAAUCCAAGAAGCCCGUCUAUAUCACUAGCAUUCCGGAGUUCAAAGCUCGCCUAUCUGUUAGCCCAGCCGCUUCGCCCAUCGUUGAUUUGAGCGAGUAUGAAGAUUUUGAACCGAAACUUUGA